This is a messenger RNA of Macroventuria anomochaeta, 1390 nucleotides long. RefSeq lists its product as uncharacterized. The record is from RefSeq and is a predicted model, not a curated record. Bases 77 to 1036 code for a protein of 319 amino acids. NCBI's taxonomy places the organism in Eukaryota, Fungi, Ascomycota, Dothideomycetes, Pleosporales, Didymellaceae. The transcript has 5 exons.
ACCCUCAUUCCUCCACCAUAGUCCUUGGAAGACCUCCGGGGUCAGCUACAACACCAAAAAUUGCACCCCAACUACUAUGGCGAUCCUGCCGUCCCAGCCGGGCAUCAAGAUCUCGAUUGUCUGCAACGGAGCCAUCCUGCAAGAAUAUGAGGACGACGACGAAGAGCCAAACCACGCUGUGGUCUCCAAGUACAUAGAAGCAGUGUCGGGUGCGGAAUUCGGCAUCCGCUGGGACGUGUCCUCGCCGUGGCCUCCAUAUACAAUCUUGUUCAAAUACUACCUUGACCAGAAGAAAGCCAGCGACAGGUACUGCAGGCUGGAGAACUUCAAGCACCCCUCGUACAUCUACACUGAGGAAGGAGCUACUAGCAUGGUGAACGGGCAGGGCUAUCUGCACAGAUUUGCGUUCGCAGCGCUUACUGUUGAUGACGCUGGUGCGCCUGUCCCCGAACAGCUGAUGAAGGAUAUUAAGGGCAUGGGCGAGAUCACCGUGAAAGCCUUCUUCGUCGCGGUGCAGCAGACAUCAUCUGUGGUCGAUCGUGCUCUCGACAACAACAUCAGGGAGGUCGGCAAAAUUCCAGAGAAGGCUCUCAAGGGCAGGUCGCUGUCUCAUCAGACUUCUCUACGAGCCCCGCAAGCGAUAGCCAAGUUCUCAACGGCGACCUGUGACUACAUUGACCCUGCGAGGAAGUCAUUCGCCACGUAUACCUUCAAGUACCGCUCUAGAGAUGCACUCAAGUCCCUCUUGAUCAUUCCACGAAGCCCCAGCCCAGUGCCGCUCGAGGACCGAGAUGUCGACACAUUGAGCGCAGCAGAGAUGCGAGAGCUUCUGCGAAGACAACGAGAACGCGAGGCAGAUGCUCGAGCUAUAAAGCAAGAACGCGGCAUCAAGCGCGAACUGAAUUGUGAGCAAAGCAGCACAUACACAGACGAUACCGACGACGACGAGAUCAGCAUUGUGUCGACGAAGAGACGCCGCGAGAAUUACCUGAUUACCGUUAACGAGAACGGUGUAGAGGAAAUUGAUCUCACCUGAGCAGGUCCGCCCGCUACGCAUGGUUGAAUGCCUCCCGGCUGACGCAUAACUCCAUAACGACUUUCUCACUUUUUGGCGCACAAAUGGAGUCCACGAUGGAUAUGGCACGGUAUAUACCCCAGAUAAGGCGUUAUCUCAUUAUUUCAAUGGAUUCAUGUAGCUCAAGGCUUAUUGAGGCCCAUUCACCUAGCCUCUGCUGUCCCAACCUUUGUGUCACCUAGUAUUGUUCUCUCAGUUACCCAAGAUCAAGCCUCAUCCACAGCCGUUUGCCAGUGCCUUAUAGUCGCCUCUCGCCCACCACCAAACUUCGAAUCCUCUUCAACACCACCUGGUCACGAUAACAUGGCGAUCACA